Molecule: messenger RNA, 1513 nt
Organism: Sorex fumeus (smoky shrew)
Lineage: Eukaryota; Metazoa; Chordata; Mammalia; Eulipotyphla; Soricidae
Gene: TM7SF2
Product: transmembrane 7 superfamily member 2
Exons: 10
Coding region: 213-1469 (418 amino acids)
Biological process (GO): sterol biosynthetic process
Cellular component (GO): nuclear inner membrane; endoplasmic reticulum membrane
Molecular function (GO): oxidoreductase activity, acting on the CH-CH group of donors, NAD or NADP as acceptor
Source: RefSeq, a predicted model, not a curated record
GUCCCGCCCCCGGCGCCGAUUGGCUGCGCGGCUGGGCCCAUGGGCAGGGGGCGGGCCGGGCUAAAGACCUCGGACAGCGGCGGCCGCUGUCCAGGGACAGGUGCAGCGCGGCGGGGCCCGAUUCUCCGCGUCACCGAGCCCAGCUGGGGAUGGGGUGGACUAAACCCUGACCGGCUUUUGGGAGCCUCAGCACCCCCGGAGGAGUAGAGACCAUGGCCCCUCCUCGGGGCUCUCAGGCCCCACUGGAAUUCGGGGGACCCCUGGGCGCCGCGGCGCUGCUGGUGCUGCUCCCGGCCACCAUGUUCCACCUGCUCCUGGUGGCCGGCUCCGAGUCCGCGCGCAUCCUGGCCCUGCCCACCUCGCUGCCGGGGCUGCAGGCGCUCUGGAGCCCCCGGGCGCUCCUGCUGUGUGUCACCUGGCUCGGCCUGCAGGCGGCGCUCUACCUGCUUCCCGCGCGCAAGGUGGCCGAGGGGCUGGAACUGAAGGACAAGAGUCAUCUCCGUUACCCCAUUAACGGCUUCCAGGCCCUGGUGCUGACAGCCCUGCUGGUGGGUCUGGGGGUGUCGCUGGGCCUGCCGCUGGGAGCACUGGCGGACAUGCUCUUCCCCUUGGCAUUGGCCGCCACCCUCAUCGCCUUCAUCUUCAGCCUCCUCCUCUAUCUGAAGGCUCUGGCAGCUCCUGCCCAGGACCUGGCACCCGGGGGAAGCUCAGGCAAUCCUAUUUACGACUUUUUCCUGGGACGGGAGCUCAACCCGCGCAUCGGUUCCUUUGACUUCAAAUAUUUCUGUGAGCUGCGGCCUGGCCUCAUCGGCUGGGCCCUCAUCAACCUGGCACUGCUGAUGCAGGAAGCCAAGCUCCGGGGCAGCCCCUCACUCGCCAUGUGCCUGGUCAAUGCCUUCCAGCUCCUCUACGUGGGCGACGCCCUCUGGCAUGAGGAGGCGGUCCUCACGACCAUGGACAUCACCCACGAUGGCUUUGGCUUCAUGCUGGCGUUUGGCGACCUGGCCUGGGUACCCUUCACCUACAGCCUGCAGGCCCAGUUCCUGCUGCACCAUCCCCAGCACCUGGGGCUGCCCCUGGCCUCCGUCAUCUGCCUCAUCAAUGCCGUUGGCUACUACAUCUUCCGAGCGGCCAACUCCCAGAAAAACACCUUCCGAAAGAAUCCCUCUGACCCCAGUGUGGCAGACCUGGAGACCAUCUCCACAGCCACGGGACGGCAGCUGCUGGUGUCGGGGUGGUGGGGCAUGGUUCGCCACCCCAAUUACCUCGGAGACCUCAUCAUGGCUCUGGCCUGGUCCUUACCCUGCGGGGUGUCCCACCUGCUACCCUACUUCUACCCCAUCUACUUCACCACGCUGCUGGUCCACCGGGAGGCCCGGGAUGAGCGUCAGUGCCUACAGAAGUACGGCCGGGCUUGGCACCAAUACUGCCAGCGGGUGCCCUACCGCAUCGUGCCCUACAUCUACUGAGGCAGCAGCCAUGCCCAGGAUGGCCAUGAUCCCGCGUCCCUUGA